This is a messenger RNA of Pyricularia oryzae 70-15, 1856 nucleotides long. RefSeq names its product quinate dehydrogenase. Lineage: Eukaryota; Fungi; Ascomycota; Sordariomycetes; Magnaporthales; Pyriculariaceae. The coding region runs from base 612 to 1592 and encodes 326 amino acids. The record is from RefSeq and is a predicted model, not a curated record. Gene Ontology annotation, molecular function: shikimate 3-dehydrogenase (NADP+) activity. The transcript has 2 exons. Gene Ontology annotation, biological process: chorismate biosynthetic process; shikimate metabolic process.
CAAGACAAUGCCUGACAAUCAUUUUUUUAUUUCGUGCACAAACGGGUAGCUUGGGGGCAGAAUGAUUUGGAGACUCGGCCCACUUUCGUUGGCACGGGGAACGGGGGAUUCGGGAAGUUGGAAACGAACUUUUUAAAGCAGGACUGAGUGAAAAUUAGGAGCCAAAGGGUAUCGGGGAAUACGCCCGGAUACUCCUUCAACCCACACUCACUCACUCACUCACUCACUUACUUGUCACUAUUGUUUGCUUCUGGAUCUGCAUCUGCAAGUCCUCCACGCACUUUUAGGUGACUUUCCACAUUCGUACAAAACAAUACAAACUGCGGCAUAUAGACCAGACACUCUAUAGGCAUUACAUCACCUUUUUUUUUUCAGCUUACAUUUAAAUACCCUUCCCUCGACUGGCGAUACGACAACCCUCGCCUUGUCACACUCCCCGCUCUUUGAUACUUUUUACCUCGUACGAAAGUAAUCCUCAAACACACUGACACCCAAUAGCUCUUUUUGCUUUGAUCUCAAGAUCAAGUCAACUCGGGUCUCAUCCUGCCAUUGGCAUCUCAUCCCAUCCCCCCCUUCUUACCUCAAACCUCGCCAGCAACCCACCUCAAAAGAUGGCAUCCGCAACGGCAACAACCACAGAACAACCGCUCCUGGACGCCGACCUGGCAGCGUCCGUGGCCAGCGUCGACCGCCACGGCUACCUCUUUGGGCAAAAGAUCACGCAUUCCCUCUCGCCGCUGUUCCACUCCACAAUCUACCAGGAGCUCGGCCUGCGCUGGGAGCAGUUCCGGCUCGACUCGUCCGACGUCUCGCGCUUCCUGCAGCUGAUGCGCGACCCGCGCUUCUACGGCGCGUCGGUCACCAUGCCCAACAAGGUCGCCAUCAUGCCGCACCUCGACCACCUGACCGACGAGUGCCGCGACGUGGGCGCCUGCAACACCGUCUUUCUCCGCCCGGACCCCUCCGUCCCGGGCGGGCGCAUCUACUGCGGCGCCAACACCGACGUCAUCGGCGUGCGCGAGAGCUUCCUCCGCAACGUCGCCGACCCGGACGCCGUGAUCCGCAACCGGCCCGCGCUGGUGCUGGGCGGAGGCGGCGCCGCCCGCAGCGCCGUCUAUGCGCUGCGCCGCUGGCUGGGCGUGCGCGACAUCUACAUGGUCAACCGCGACGCGCGCGAGGUCGCGGACGUCGUGGCCGACUGCACGGCGCGCGGCUACGGACAGGGGCUGGUGCACGUGGCGUCGGUCGAGCAGGCCGCGGCUCUCGAGGCGCCCGGCGCCAUGGUGCUGUGCGUGCCCGACUUUGCGCCAAAGACGGCCGAGGAGGUGGUGGCGCGCGACGUCAUGUCCGUCUUCUUCGCAAAGGAGCGCAAGGGCGCCAUCCUCGAGAUGUGCUACAACCCCACGCCCUACACGCAGCUCUGGGCGCUGGCCGAGGGUCAGGGCUGGCAGGUGAUUCUGGGUACCGAGGCGCUCAUCUACCAGGGUUUGGAGCAGGACAAGUACUGGACUGGCAAGGAGGUCGAUGAUCUGCCGGUUCAAAAGGUGACCGAGGUGAUUGCGUCUAAACUUGGGCAGAAACCAAAGCUGUAGGUCGGCCUAGGUUAACCCUUGCGACUUCAUCUCUUCUUUUGUUUUUUUCUUUCACUUUGACAUGACAAAAGGAAGCCACUGUUCUUGACAAACUGAUUGGGGGGUCUGGGAGCGGCAUCUGCGGCAUUUACAUCAUUUCUUUAUUUCUGUUGAUUGUCUUUUUUUUUCGUUUUUGAGCGUAUAAUGAUAUCUGCAAAGAAAUGGCCUGCCUUGUUGGUCACAUACAUGAAGCAUACAAGAAUCAAAUAAAAUAAUAGCAUUGCA